This is a messenger RNA of Styela clava, 498 nucleotides long. RefSeq names its product SNARE-associated protein Snapin-like. NCBI's taxonomy places the organism in Eukaryota, Metazoa, Chordata, Ascidiacea, Stolidobranchia, Styelidae. Gene Ontology annotation, biological process: regulation of synaptic vesicle exocytosis; intracellular protein transport; lysosome localization. Gene Ontology annotation, molecular function: SNARE binding. Gene Ontology annotation, cellular component: BORC complex; synaptic vesicle; BLOC-1 complex. The record is from RefSeq and is a predicted model, not a curated record.
UUAAUUGAUGACUGGGUUAUGAUUUAAUGGCUGCUUCUGCAAAUGUUCUUUCGUCAUCUGGUCAAGAUAUAAGUAAUGGAAUAUUUCAAUUGUUGAAACCUGCUGUAGAACAAGUUGACACUCAGGUUCAAAAAGUCAGAGAAAGCCAAUUGGAAUUGCGACAGCAAAUAGAAGCAGUAACAAACGAAUUGCAAAAGAUCAGCGAAGAACAUCAAGUUAAUAUUGAUCUUGAGCCUUAUGUACAACGCCUCAUCAGCACAAAAAGAAGAGUUGUUCUCAUAAGUAAUAUCGUUCAGAACGUUCAGGAAAGACUAAUUAAACUUCACAAGAACGCAGAAAAAGAAGUAAUUCGUCACAAAGCCCAUUCUGAAACGCAAAAAGCAUUGUUAGAUCUCAAUAUUCAGAGUCAAAGCACCUCAACUCAAUCAAAUCAACCAUCAACAUCAGCUGAAUCGAAAUAAUAAAACAGUUGAAUACAUAAUGCCCAAGAAAAGAAAA